AUGUCCGAAACCGUCCGCAUCAUAACCGAGGACGCGUCUUCCUUCUCCAUCCGCCGAGCAGAGCACCACCCCAAGGCAAACAAGCACUUCAUGAUCCGCGAGAGACAGGCACCGCACCGCAUCAUCACCCUCUCCCACGGCAGAGUCAAGCUCAUCGACAAGCCCACCAUCGGAGGCGGCUGGCUCUGGCUGUGCGUCAAGAACGGCGGCUGGUACGGCUUCGUCAACACCGUCUCCAACACCUAUCUCGGACACAACGGCGAGGGAGAAAUCAUCGCCGCCGGGCUGCAGCAAUUGUCCCACGAAUCCUUCGUCGUGGACAGACAUGAGGACGGCGGCUAUGUCCUAUACAUGACCAGGUUUAGCGAGGACCUCCGGCCCAUGGCCAUCUCCCAGGACGGGGAGGCGCUGGUCGAAGAAAGGGCGGAUGCGGCGGGCACGGCCUGGGACUUUGUUGAAGACAGCCAAAUCAAUCACUUCCAUGUGUAAACACGCACCAU
Messenger RNA from Trichoderma citrinoviride, 500 nucleotides. RefSeq lists its product as hypothetical. The coding region runs from base 1 to 489 and encodes 162 amino acids. The transcript has a single exon. The record is from RefSeq and is a predicted model, not a curated record. NCBI's taxonomy places the organism in Eukaryota, Fungi, Ascomycota, Sordariomycetes, Hypocreales, Hypocreaceae.